UGAGGCUAUGCCAUGGUAUGUAUGCCAGGUAUGCAGGAAAUGCGAGGUAUGCUACGUGUGUUGCUGGUCUUGUCGCUGACAGAUCGUGCUGGAGGCAGUGAGAGACGAAGGCAACAGCGACAUCGCCGUUGACGACGUCAAGGUGGCGCACGGGGACGACUGCAGAGACGAAUUUACCAUGCCCGAGGUCAGAACUGCACCGACGACCACCACCACAACCUCCAAUACCACGACCUCACCUACCACCAACACCACCGGUGAUUCCACCCAGGGUGAUGUCACCACCCAAGGUGCUGCAGUUGCUCCUAAUACUACCUCAUCCUCCUCCUCAUCCUCCUCCUCCUCCUCCUCCUCCUCCUCCUCCUCCUCUUCCUCAAACAACACCUCCCCCCCUGCUACUGCUGGCACAGGUGCCAGUGAUAUCUCGUCUGGCACUGCUUCACCCGUGCUUAACACCACUGCUAGCAUCACCACUCCCACCGCCGCUGCUGACAACACCAGUGCCACCACUGUUGACACCAGUGCCACAGCCAUCGAGUCACUCACUUCACCUUCAUUCAGCUUGACACCACAUGACAUCACGACCGUCCAUACUGGAGCUGCGGAGGACUUGCAGAGCUGUCGCGACAGAUGUUUAGAGAUCGCGGACGGGGACGCAUGCGGCUGUGAUAUAGAGUGCGGCAACACCUCCACCUGUUGCCUCGACGUGGAUCACUACUGCCCGCACUUUCUGUCAACGACGAGGCUUGUCACUGUGUCCCUGCCGACAGUACACCUGCCGUUGACACCGUCUCCCUCUGUCUCGCCUGUCUCUCUGUCGUCCUUCACAGCUGGUCCUCGAGGGACUACAGCUGCUUCCAGUUCGAGCGAGAAUGAGUCUAAGGAAGACGAGAUCACUUCGACGAUUCCUCCAGCCCAUGUUGCCUCCUCGCCAGUGUCUGCCACCACGUCCGUGUCUGCCACCACGUCCGUGUCUGUCAUCACGCCCGUGUCUGCCACCACGCCCGUGCCUGCCGUCACGCCCGUGUCUGCCGUCACGCCCGUGUCUGCCGUCACGCCCGUGUCUGCCGUCACGCCCGUGUCUGCCACCACGCCUGUGUCUGUCACCAUGCCCGUGUCUGUCGUCACGUCCGUAUCUGUAAUCACGCCCGUGUCUGUCACCUUGCCGCUGUCUUUCCCAGCUCGUCCCGUCACGUACCCCGUCGAAGAGGCGACAUCCAAGGCCUCUCACGUUACCUUGAAGCUCCUGACGGAGACACCGGAGAUGACCCUGGAGGAGAGGACACCUAAACCUACGACUCCCGCAGCUGCAUCGCCGCCGGCGGAGAGGCGCUAA
Cherax quadricarinatus is the source of this 1336-nucleotide messenger RNA. The record is from RefSeq and is a predicted model, not a curated record. Lineage: Eukaryota; Metazoa; Arthropoda; Malacostraca; Decapoda; Parastacidae.